Dromaius novaehollandiae (emu) is the source of this 2880-nucleotide messenger RNA. RefSeq names its product transmembrane protein 209-like. The record is from RefSeq and is a predicted model, not a curated record. The transcript has 16 exons. Gene Ontology annotation, cellular component: membrane. Bases 498 to 2252 code for a protein of 584 amino acids. NCBI's taxonomy places the organism in Eukaryota, Metazoa, Chordata, Aves, Casuariiformes, Dromaiidae.
GUACAGAGUACCGUUAGUUCAGUUACAACUGAACUGAACUGACAAUAGUUACAACUGUUUGUCCCAGAAAGCACGUGGUUUGUGUUCGUAUUCAGCGAUGAAGUACUGAGAAGUUUCUAAACGUGCGGCUGGGGGAAGGCAUGGUAGUUUCUUGUGGUGAUGGGAGGAGCAGAAAAAGUCACAAGUGCUGUUUUUGUCGUGUAUGGCUUUUUGGGGCAUAAAGGUGAGGCAGUGUGUGGAGGGUAUUGAGCUGUAGUGAGCUGAUAGAAGGAGACGGCUGUGCAGUCUGAAAGUGUCAUAGUACCUGCUGAACUGGGAGGAGGUAUUUUCGGUAGGAAAGCUGCAAGGUCUUUCCUCGGUCUGGUUUCCUCGCUCGGAGAAGGCAGUGUUGCCUAGACGUUCCGAAGAAUGUUAUUUUUCAAAAGCGCGGUCAGAACCUGGCGCUCUCCUCUGCAUCCCAAUGGAGAAAACGGACACUGUUGAACUGUAAAGAGACAAUGGCAGCAGAACAGAUUUCAGCAGCUUCCCUCAUUGACCGGACCAUGAAGAUAAGGAAGGAGGCUGAGGAGCGGAAAGUGGUCUGGGCCUGGGGACUCCUUAAUAUAUCUCUUGCAGGGAUGAUAUAUGCUGACAUGCCUGGAAAAUUUAUAAGCUCGUAUUGCAACAUCACAUACUGGCCACUGUGGUAUAUCGAGCUUGCAUUUGCAUCCCUGUUCAGCCUGAAUGCCUUAUUUGAUUUUUGGAUGUACUUCAAAUACACAAUGGCACCAACUACCUUGGUCAUGACUCGUAGGCAGCAGAUCCUUCUAGGGAUGCAGAAUGCAGCGGUACAGAUAAUUCCACCGCAUGAGCUGGCAACGAAGAAGGUCCCUUCUUCUGCGCCUUCUCCUACAAUCCAGGGUCAAAGUGUGCUGAGUUACAGCCCAGCCCGCUCCCCCAGGGCCAGUCCAAGGUUUGCAUCUGGUUGUAUCGCGGGGUACAGCCCUCAGCUGCAGGCUCCGUCAAGCAACAGUGCUUCUUACAGCAGUGCUUUAACCUAUUCACCAAGCAGCAGCUACAGUAAGCUUUCCAGCUUCAGCCCUUCUACUGGUUCACCAUAUCCCACAAGCAUUGGACCAGUGGAAAGCAGCAGGCUAAGGGCUCGUUACCGCUCUUCACUAAUUCUGUAUAAUUCCCGUAUUGGUCAAGACGAUGAAAUCACAGACCUGAAGUCACUGCAAAAGUACCUUCGAAGUGAAGAAGAGAAACAGCGUAGACUUCAAUUGGGAAGUUCAGAUUCCAGCUUUUGGAACUACAGCCGUUGCUUAGUAGAGCAAGCACAGGUGCUGAGAAACUUCCAGUAUCAGCUGGCUUGCAGGUCCCAAGUUCCAUCAGCGAACAAGGACGAAGCUUAUCUGAGCUCUCCGCAGGCUGCAGAAGAAGUUUGGGCAAGGGUGAUUGUGAAUCGACGACAGCUUGAUCACAUGGAUUCCUGGACCGCUAGGUUCAGAAGUUGGAUUAAUGAGACUAUUUUAGUGCCACUUGUACAAGAGAUUGAGUCUGUGAGCACUCAGCUGAGAAGAAUGGGGUACCCAGAAAUGCAGAUUGGAGGGAGACUGUUCAAAGUUCUGUCGUGGGCGCAGAUGGCGUGCUGGCUCUUCUUGCAUGCCAGCAUCAGCACUCUGAAAGAGGCAGCGAUGGUUAAAGCUCCGCUCAUUCCAAAUCUGAACGGUAUAGAGCAGUAUUUGGAUAUUACACCGAACCAAGAGUAUUUGGUUGAAAGGAUCAAAGAGCUCUCUCAGGGAGGAUGCAUGAGCUCAUUCCGGUGGAACAGAGGAGGAGAUUUCAAAGGCCGUAAAUGGGGCACUGACUUGCCCACUGACUGUGCUAUAUUCAGUUACUGGGGAGAAGAAGAAACAGGAGAUCCGUAUAUCCUUAUGCACAUAUUCUGCACUUACCUCGACUCCAGACUGCCACCUAGCCCCAAAUAUCCUGAUGGCAGAACCUUCACUUCGCAACACUUCAUUCAAACACCAGAUAAACCAGACAUUACAAAUGAAAAUGUAUUUUGCAUCUACCAAAGCAACAUCAAUCCACCCCACUAUGAGCUGAUCUACCACCGCCAUGUCUACAAUCUGCCCGAGGGCAGAAACAACAUGUUCCAUACAUUGCUUAUGUUUCUGUACAUCAUAAAGACAAAAGAAUCUGGGAUGCUUGGGCGUGUAAAUCUUGGUGUAUCAGGAGUCAAUGUUCUAUGGAUUUUUGGAGAAUAACUUCUCUAGCAAGACUCCAGCUCAGAAGAAGAAUGAUCCUGCUUCUCUGACGAGAUGAACUGAGCAGCGUCAUUACACUUGUUGCCUUAAACAUGGACUAUGAAAAGGGAUAAUUUAAACUCUGCUUUAUGGACAGAGGGGAAAUGUUUGUAAUUCCCAUAGUUUUUGGGAGGAUACUCUUUAAAAUAUUUCACUGUUGAAAUGCAUCUAAAUAGGAACUCCAGGCAGGUGUUCUCUUUCUGGCUCCUCACCUUAACGAAUCCUAUUUAAAAAAACAAAAAAACAAAAAAACAAAAAAACAAAAACCUUGCUAUUUCUGUUGCAUUUACCCUUCAAUGCCAUUGCUGCUCUAAAGAGCUUAACGGACCGCAGGCAGCUCCCAUGGGCUUACACAGCCGCUCGCUCACAGUCCCUGGAAAAGGUAGUUACUGCCAGGUUCACAAGAUCCAAGAUAUUCCAGGUGGGCAUAACAGAUGCCAAGUUAGUAAGUUUACACUGUGUUUUGGUUAAUUUAAUUAUAUGCGAUCAGAAAGAACAUCUUUCAUCCCUGCCCGUUGGAAUAAUUGGAUUUUAUGACCUCAUUAGAUGUUUCAGGUGUCUCCACUGCAAAUAUAAGGGAAAGAGAAAA